Molecule: messenger RNA, 1918 nt
Organism: Scleropages formosus (Asian bonytongue)
Lineage: Eukaryota; Metazoa; Chordata; Actinopteri; Osteoglossiformes; Osteoglossidae
Gene: hapln3
Product: hyaluronan and proteoglycan link protein 3
Exons: 5
Coding region: 280-1356 (358 amino acids)
Biological process (GO): central nervous system development; cell adhesion; positive regulation of neuroblast proliferation
Cellular component (GO): perineuronal net; synapse
Molecular function (GO): hyaluronic acid binding
Source: RefSeq, a predicted model, not a curated record
UUAAAAGCAGUGAGGUGAUUCGGUUUUACUACAGAAAGUUGAGCGCGAGAGACAGGGCAGACGGGAGGAGGGAGGCGAGCACCGGGAACCGAAGCUGAAGGUGAAGCUGUAGCUGUAGCUGUGAGUAGUUCCUCUCGGAGCAUCAGCAGCGUAACUCCGCGCGAAUGACUCUGCCGGGACUUCAUUUCCAGUGACGCGCGGCCGUAGGUAGAAGCUUGCUGCUGGAAGAAGACGCUUAACUUUGCUGAAAAGAGGAGCACAGUGACAGGUACCAGGACAAUGAGCGCAUGCCCCCUGCUGCUCUUGUUGCUACAGCUGCUCUGUUUCUGCCAGACUGCUCCAGGCUACUCCAACGGCUUCUUCUAUCACGAUGUCCUGAACGGCAAUGGCAAUGGAGAGAUUUAUUUCAAUGGAGUGCGACUUUACGUGGAUACGACAGAGGCACCCAUCUUCGCUGUGCGUGGGAGCAACGUCACGCUCCCCUGCCGCUACCGCUAUGAGCCCGAGCUGACCUCCCCCCGCCGGACCCGGGUGAAGUGGUCCUGGUUGCCUGCCGGUGGCAGCCACGAGACUGACGUGUUGGCGGCCAUUGGCCGCCGUCACCGCAGCUUUGCCGGCUUCAAGGGGCGGGUGCAGCUGCGACAGGACUCCCCCGGGGAGGUGUCCCUGUUGCUCACUGAGCUGCAUCUCAAUGACACCGGGCGCUACCGCUGUGAGGUAAUCGACGGGCUGGAGGACGAGAGCGCCACCGUGGACCUGGAACUGCGAGGGGUGGUGUUUCCCUACCAGCCUCCCCAGGGGCGCUACUGCCUCAACUUCCUGGCAGCACAGAGGGCUUGUGAGGAGCAGGACUCGGCGCUGGCUACCUUCGAGCAGCUCUUCGCUGCCUGGGAGGAGGGACUCGACUGGUGUAACGCAGGGUGGCUGGCUGACGGAACGGUGCAGUAUCCCAUCACCAUACCCCGAGAGGCCUGUGGGGGCCAGGGCAUGGCACCAGGCGUCCGCAACUACGGCACUCGUCACCGACGCCUGCACCUCUAUGACGCCUUCUGUUUCUCCUCCUCUCUCAGAGGGAAUGUGUACUUCCUACAGCACCCCCAGAAACUGAAUUUUUCGGAGGCCGCUCAGGCAUGUGAGGAGGACGGUUCGCAGAUCGCCAGGGUGGGCCAGCUCUAUGCCGCCUGGAAGUUCACGGGCUUGGAGCAUUGUGAAGCGGGCUGGCUGGCUGACGGGAGUGUGCGCUACCCCAUCAUCACUCCACGGCCCAACUGUGGCUCCCAGGAGCCCGGAGUGCGUAGCUUUGGCUUCCCCGCCCAACAUAACGAACAUGGCGUGUACUGCUUCAGAACCUCAUAAGUCUUACCCGCAAACCCCGUUUAUCAAACCCACACCACCAGAGAACCUGUCUGUGCACAUACUGUGACCCUUAACUCUGCUUCAUUUUUGUAAUUGUUGAAGCUGCAAAGAACUGUGUAACUGUACUGAGCAUCUUAUUAACCUGCUAUCAUUUUUAUUGUACUGAGACAUAAGGAAAACAAACUUAUUCAUACCAGAAAGGACCAUCAGUAAAAGGACCACUUUAAUUUUUAUUAUUGGUAAAAUAGGUGUAUUUUCUGUAUGAAACAUAUCCUGUGACAUUUCUGUUUUGUGUGAUAAAAUGUAAACUCCUCUUUUCCUGACUGACACGAAAGGACCACUGGAUAUAUGACCCACAGUUGUCGGGUUCACAAAAAGCAUUCAGCUGCUACUAUGGCAUUCGAGUGUUACUGUUAAAGGAGAUGUACUGCACCUUCGGUUCCUCACUGGACCUCAGUCUGUCCGGGAACGCAGGUGGUCAGUUUCGCAGUUGUAUGGAAAUGGGUGUAAAGUAAAGCCUGAUUUCUUUUUUUUUUUUGUAAGAUAAAUAAAGCCUUUCUGA